UGGCGGUCGCCAAUGGUGAAGCGUCCCGGGAACAAAAUAUCAAAAACAAUCAUUUUUAUUACUUCUGAUUGUAAAAAAAAGAAUCAGUUUUAGUAAGAUGAUUUUUUGAUUUCAUUAAUAAGUCUAAAAAUGGCCUCUUUCGAUGAAAAAAUUGAACGGUUGUUGGAAGAUUUUGAAGGAUUUACUCAUGAGCAACAGAACAAGCUACUAAAAAGCCUGCUUUUGAAAUGCCAGCCUUUACAGCUCAGAUUUUUAUACUCUGAACUAAAACCCCUACURUCAGUGGACUUUGUAAAGAAUUUACCCAAAGAAGUGACAGAAAGAAUAUUCUCCUACAUGUCAGCAGUUACUCUAUGCAAGGUUGCAUUGUGCAACAGACUUUGGAGAGAAAGAGCCAAUCAUAAUCCUACUUGGCACAAGUUGUGUGUUCAGAAAGGUUGGGAAAAGUUUGGUGAAGAACAACCUCUGUGUAUUGAGUCAUCUACGGUAAUAAACAGACCAACUUCUCCCUCAAAACUUCCACCUCUACCUGCAUUUCAUUUUACUGAUGAACAAAGUGUUCUAAAUCCUGCAACAUGUAGAUGGAAAACUAUAUAUAUUAGAGCAUUCUACUUACAGCAAAACUGGAAGCUGGGACGGUACACUAUUGCUCCAAUACUGAGAGGACACAAGGAACCUGUGAAUGCUAUUGAUUCUGAUGGUAAGGUUCUUGUAUCUGGUGGAUCUGACAAUACUGUCCGAGUCUGGGAUCUGAAGGAAUAUCAAUGUAAGCAUGUGCUAGAAACGCCUCAUACAGACUCAGUUCGAUGUGUAAAACUUAAGGACUCUCUUUGUGUUUCUGGUUGUUCUGAUGGUGUUAUCAGAGUGUUUGAUGUUAAAAAGGGCCAGUGUCUGAGAUCUCUYCAAGGACACUCAGGAGGAAUCGAGCAUAUGUGCUUUGAUGGACAGACUAUAGUCAGUGCUGCUAGUGACAGAACGGUGCGUGUGUGGAACGUGAAAACUGGUAAGAUGUUGCAUACUCUCACUGGUCACACAGAUGAAAUAUUGUUCAUGUCGAUGCGARGCAAUCACGUGAUCACUACGUCAUGGGAUGAGACCAUUCGUGUGUGGGAUAUUGAUGCUGGUAUUUGUCUUCUGACGUUGCGCGGUCAUUCCGAAGCUGUGUACUGCUGCCAGUUCGAUGAMAAGCGUAUCGUCAGUGGUGGUGGAGACAACCUUGUGAUUGUAUGGRACGCCAGCACAGCGGAUAUUCAAGCYAAGAUGACUGGACAUACUGGAGAAGUCUACUGCUUGGUGUUCAAUGAACACGUUAUCGCUUCUGGCUCGUCUGACAGCACCGUCCGCCUCUGGACCUUUCAAGGUCGGUUAUUACAUACUCUAUACGAACAUAUAGGCGUGGUCAGGUGUCUACGCCUCAAGGGCGACAUGUUGGUGUCCGGUGGUGACAGAAAGAAGAUUGUCGUAUGGGAUACAAAGACAGGAUCCUUGCUCAACGUGGUUCAUCGUAACCCCACGUUACUUCACGUUAUGUGGACAGACGAGACGAAACUGAUAACAGCAUCACCAGAGAAACCCGGCACAAUAACCAUCAUUAACUACUGGUAGAAGUAGAAUCUUGAAUUCUUUACUCCCCAUAGUAAUUCUGUUAAGUUGAGUGGAGUGUCCUUUAUAAGAAAAGGCUUGUUUUCAGCGCGGGAACAACCCAGACAAGACAACAAGCUAGUGGUUUGACCUCUGUUGCUUUAAACACGAAUGCAAAAUGGCGUCUGAAUUCGAAUUGAGAAAACAACCAAUCGCAGCUGGACAAAUAUACAAAUACGGCUUACUGGAUAUCCAAAUAUGGUGAAACUCAGUACCAGUCCCUUUCCUUCCCCCAAAUUUCCCCUCCCUC
Molecule: messenger RNA, 1891 nt
Organism: Actinia tenebrosa (Australian red waratah sea anemone)
Lineage: Eukaryota; Metazoa; Cnidaria; Anthozoa; Actiniaria; Actiniidae
Biological process (GO): ubiquitin recycling; proteasome-mediated ubiquitin-dependent protein catabolic process
Cellular component (GO): nucleus; cytoplasm
Molecular function (GO): ubiquitin binding
Source: RefSeq, a predicted model, not a curated record